UGCAGGCACAGCAGGGCUCAUUGAACGGAUUUUGCCUGCUGUCCCCUUGGACAUUUUGCCUUUUCUUUUUUUCAGACGUGCUUUUUCUCCAACGUAGGCAACUUUUACACAAGGUGUAUGAGCUAUCUGCCGUCUUUGCGCUCCUCAUCCCGACGUGUCUGCUGUAUGUACUCUAGUAAUGAUGCGCUUGGAGACGCUCCCGUCAGUAUGCGCGCUUCACGCCUCUAGGCUCUUUGCGCCUUGCGGGAAACUUUCUCUUUGCAUGCUUGUGGGGAGGCACGCCAUGGGUGUCCGCCUCUGCUGGGUUCUGCUCCUCUGGCUGGCCCCCCUAGGCGCCGGGAUGGCCUUCAGCGAAAGCUCUGCUGCUGAUUCCUGUCCCGUGCUGCAAGUCGAGCAUCGGCGAUUUCUGGAGCAGCUGCGGCCUUUUCACAAAUUCACGGGGUUCGACCUGACAGAGAGAUUCCUUCUCCGUAAAGGGACAGUCACAGAAGAGCAGGCGACUUUCAGGCUAGGUGGUACGCCGCUCAUCAAGCAGACUGAACUGGUCUUUCCCAACGGGCUCCCCAGUGAAUUUUCCUUGGCUGCAACAUUCCGGCUCAGGAAAACCACCAAAAAGGACCGCUGGUACCUUUGGCAGAUAUCUGAUGCAUCCGGAGCCCCACAGAUGUCCCUGAUCGUGGACGGUGCCAAGAAGGUGUUGGAGUUCUUCGCCCGCGGUCCCCUGAAGAGCGACCUGCAGUACACCUUCCGCAGCCGCGACCUGCAGGUGCUGUUUGACCGUCAGUGGCACAGGCUCAGUGUGUCUGUCCAGGCCAGCAUCCUGUCCAUCUAUGUGGACUGCAAGCUGAUCGAGCGGCGCCUGACCGACGUCAAGGACGGUGUGGACAUCAGCGGAAAGACGCUGAUCGCCACGCGGGUCGAGAGCAGCCGGCCCGUGGAUAUCGAGCUGCAGCAGAUCUUAAUCUACUGUGACCCAAAGAGCGUGGAGAUGGAGAGCUGCUGCGAGAUCCCGGGGUCCACGUGUGCGACGGCCCCCCCGCCAGCCACCAGCCUCAUCCCCAGCCUCUUCUCCCAGCCAAUCCAGCGGUCCAGCGACAGAUGCCAGUGUCCGUCGGCGAAGGGAGAGCAGGGUUUGCCGGGUCCAGUGGGGCUUCCGGGGCACAAGGGGGAGACAGGAGACAAGGGGGAAAGAGGCGAGGACGGCUCCCCCGCUGAGCCCGGCCUGAAGGGUGACCCAGGAGCUCCGGGCGUCCCAGGACUGGAUGGAGCUCCAGGUCCAAAGGGGGAGCCCGGAGAGUGGGGGCUUAAUGGUACGGAUGGCGAUAAGGGUGAAAAGGGAGCAGCGGGGGAGCGAGGUCCCGGUGGAACGCCAGGGAGAGACGGUCUGAAAGGAGAUCCAGGUGCCCAGGGUCCCUCCGGGCCCAAAGGUGAAAAGGGAGACGUCGGCCUCCCCGGUCCAUCAGGCAACACAGGCCUUAUUGGUGCCAGCGGCCUGCAGGGGUCCACAGGGUUACCCGGGCAACCAGGCGCUCCGGGCACGGAGGGCAAGAGGGGUCGCCGUGGGAAACCAGGGGAGCCGGGGCCUCGGGGGCCACCUGGUCUCCCAGGAUCUUCCAAAGGAACGGAGAUUAAGGGAGAGAAAGGAGACCCUGGUUCCCCAGGAAAGGAUGGAGAAAUAGGACAGAGAGGGGACCCUGGUCUUCCUGGAAAAGAAGGAGCCAGUGGGCUAAAAGGAGAGAAGGGAGAAGUAGGACCCCAAGGACCUCCUGGCCCGGUGAUGACUGCACAUGGCUUGAGACACCUCCCUCUGCCCGGUGAAACUGGAGACCAGGGACAGAAAGGAGAGAAAGGGGAUCAGGGUGAAGCAGGCAUUCAAGGAUUACAGGGCCCUAAGGGGCUGAAGGGUGACAUGGGGCUGCCAGGUCCUGUGGGGGUCCCAGGCUUUGAGGGCAAAGAAGGCACAGCAGGCCCUCCUGGACCCCCAGGGAUUCCCGGUGAUCCGGGCGUGCCGGGAGAUCCCGGAGCACCAGGAGGGGAUGGACUCAAGGGAGAGAAGGGCGAGUCUGGGGGCGUGUCUGGCCCUCCUGGUCCUCCUGGCCCCAAAGGAGAACCCGGAACCGCAGGAUUAGGGAUACCAGGUGAUCUCGGGGAGGGAUCACUGGGUCCCCGAGGAUCCCGAGGCCCAAAGGGGGAACGAGGGAUUCCUGGAGUGCCAGGAGACCCCGGAGAGAAGGGCGAGCCUGGGGAAGGGCUGCCCGGACCACCGGGGCCGAUGGGACCGGUGGGCCAGCCAGGAAUCCAGGGACCUCGAGGAGCCCCCGGCUCACCAGGCCCUUCCGGACCCCCGGGCCGUGAGGGCCCCCCUGGCAGAGACGGCCGGCCCGGUCCCCCAGGUGAACCGACGGCGCUGCCCAUGGUUCGGGAUAUGAGUGCCUUGCUUAAGAACGCCUGCAGUCUGUGCCAGGAAAGGGUCGCCGGCCUGCCGGGCCAGAAGGGUGAGAAGGGGUCCCUGGGGCAGCCCGGACUUGAGGGUAUGGAGGGCCCUAAGGGAGAUCCAGGUGUGCGUGGCCCCAUGGGAAACCCAGGAAAAGAGGGCCCAAAGGGUGUGAAAGGAGAAAGAGGAUUCCCAGGUCCUGCUGGCGAAAAGGGAGAUGAGGGUACCCCCGGAGUGCCUGGAUUCCCCGGUCCCACUGGUCGCCCAGGAAGUCCGGGCAUCAUGGGAAGGCCUGGACCAAUGGGGCAGCCUGGAGCUAAGGGAGAAAGAGGUGGCGAAGGCCCCCCCGGCAAACCCGGCCUCCCAGGACCCCCCGGUGUUCCCUACGUCGAGGGCAACGGGAUGAGUAGCCUAUACAAGCUGCAGGCUGUAGGGGGCGUCGUGGGAAACCCUGGACCGCCUGGACCCCUGGGCCCCAAGGGGGAUGAAGGCAGAGCCGGGGAGCCGGGGCCCAUGGGUUUGCCAGGACUGGAAGGGCUGCCUGGUGCCAAGGGAGACCCGGGCAUCCCCGGAGCUCCAGGUGCCGCAGGUUCGCCGGGAAAGCUGGGUGCCCCUGGAACACCAGGAAUCCCAGGAGAACCGGGGGAACGAGGCCCGGUGGGAGAGACUGGAUUUCCCGGCCCCGAGGGACCGCACGGCGUUCCCGGAAGACCCGGAAAGGACGGGAUUCCUGGGUACGAGGGAGCGACUGGGAGACCCGGCGACCGAGGCUCCAAGGGAGAACGCGUGCAGCAGCUCAGUCAGACAUAA
Paramormyrops kingsleyae is the source of this 3244-nucleotide messenger RNA. The record is from RefSeq and is a predicted model, not a curated record. NCBI's taxonomy places the organism in Eukaryota, Metazoa, Chordata, Actinopteri, Osteoglossiformes, Mormyridae.